GUCGCUAAAGAAAAUUCGGAUCUCCAUAUUCAUUUCCCCCAAAUCGCAGAGCUUUUCGUCAGUGAAAUUCAACCUUGCAAUCGUGAAUUUCGGAGGAAAAAAAAAAGCAGAAAAAGAAGAAUGGGCGGUGGCCAUGGUGAAGGCAUAACGUACAAAGGCGUGACUCUGCACAAGCCAAAGCGCUGGCACACCGUCACGGGCAAAGGCCUCUGUGCCGUCAUGUGGUUUUGGGUUUUCUACAGGGCAAAGCAGGAUGGUCCGGUGGUGCUGGGCUGGAGGCAUCCUUGGGAAGGCCAUGACGAUCAUCAUUAGGUAACUUGUUCUUUGUAGUCCUUAUUGUUCUGUUACAUCUGUGUGAUGUUAAAUUUAUGAAUCUGGAACAUAAUAAGUGGGUCAUGAAAAUUUUCCCGAGCGACUUCCAAUAUUGCAAAGGGUAAGAUUUUGUCUCUCAAGAGAAGAAUUAUAGUGGAACGUCAUUCAGUGAAUCACUCAUACAGAUGUUUGUUCAUGCAACUUUAUGGGAAUUGUCAGUUUAAAGUUUUGUUGUAUUUGUUAAACUUCACGAGACAUUGUGUUAUGAAAUGGUUCUAAUUCGUUGCUUGUUGUAUCUUUUGCAAGUUUUAUUAAAUACCUUUGAUUGCGAAUAGAUACUUUGUCAUACAGUUGGAUCCUGUGUGGCUGACAAUUGGAUCUUGUGUGGCUGUGGCAGUUUGUAAGAGACGCAAUUAAAUAGUAGCAAAUUCUGUGUGGCUAACAAUUGGAUCUUUGUGUUUUUAUAUUUGCAUCAUGUCUGAUUUUUUAUUGACUGCUUUAUUUUCCAGAUUUUGGUGCCAUGCUAGAGCCUAGAGGCAGCAUGAAGCUACUAUGUUUUUCAUUUCUUGUUAUGAAUUGGCCAUACUUGACAUCUCCUUUGUUUUGUACAAUAAAAUGACUGAAGCUGAAAGUCAUCUUGACUCGGGACAAUUGAUCAUAUGCUGUGUUUGUUGUAAUUGCUGUUUGUUUUUUCCUACUUGGUUAUUUUUCGUGUUCUUAUCCAGGGGGAGUGGAUCUUUGGAUAGUCACCGGAAAUUUAACAUACAAAAAAAAUAAAAAAGAAAGGAAACUUAAAAGAAAAAAAAAAGCUUGUACUUUUGUGUGGGGAAUGUGUAGAAAUUCUGCUCUGGACUAAGCUAUAAUAGUGUUGUGCUGAAGUUCGGUUCAUUUUUGAAACAUCUAUAUAUAUAUAAAGAGGGAGUU
Molecule: messenger RNA, 1236 nt
Organism: Striga asiatica
Lineage: Eukaryota; Viridiplantae; Streptophyta; Magnoliopsida; Lamiales; Orobanchaceae
Source: the annotation of a GenBank genome assembly